Molecule: messenger RNA, 765 nt
Organism: Trichomonas vaginalis G3
Lineage: Eukaryota; Parabasalia; Trichomonadida; Trichomonadidae
Exons: 1
Coding region: 1-765 (254 amino acids)
Source: RefSeq, a predicted model, not a curated record
AUGUUCGCCUUGGCUAUUCUUGCAUCAUCAAGAGCCUCACGCGUCCCAAAGAUCGGACAGCAACCUCUCAGACGCAGACCAAUUGGUCCAUAUCCUUUUCCAUUAAAGUAUUCUUCACACCAUCAAGAAGCUAACAUGAUUAAUCCAUACACAAAACAAAUGAGAGACAUCAUUGCCAAAGAAAUUGCUAAAUGGAAGGACCAAAUUCACUUUGACAGAAACGCUGAAGAUUCAGUAGACGACGACAACAUACCAGCAUUCGUUAUUCCAGUUGUAAAAUUCAUUACACCAAUAGUUCUCGAUCAGAUUGCUUCGAGAGUUUUCCACAAUGGAGUCGCCAAUGCCGAAGAAUCAACAAUUGACGAUGACAAUAUCCCAGCAUUCGUCAUUCCUGCAAUCCAAAUUGUUGGCGGAAUUGUUGUUGAUGAAAUCUUAAAGAGAGUUCUCCCCAAUAACGUCAAUGCAGAGAUGGCACUCGAUGAUGACAACUUCCCAUGGGCUAAAGUCGGUGAAGUUGUUUGGAAGGUUGGAUUAGAGGAAGCCGUUAAGUGGGCAAUGAGCCAAGUUCUUCCACAUAAUGGUGUCAAUGCAGAAGAGUCAUUAGAUGAUGACAACUUCCCAUGGGAUAAGGUCGGUGAAGUUGUUUGGAAAUGUGCAUUACAGGAAACAGUCAAGUGGGCAAUGGGCCAAGUUCUUCCACACAAUUCCGUAUCCAACUCUUUCAAGCCAUAUGUUCCAAGAAGACCAGUAUGGAAGGCUUACUAA